Molecule: messenger RNA, 5299 nt
Organism: Rhineura floridana
Lineage: Eukaryota; Metazoa; Chordata; Lepidosauria; Squamata; Rhineuridae
Gene: ACTR1A
Product: actin related protein 1A
Exons: 11
Coding region: 510-1583 (357 amino acids)
Source: RefSeq, a predicted model, not a curated record
GCUGGAAGCUAAUAGCUGUUACCCAUUUUCCUAGGAUGUAUUUUUGCAGUUGGAAGCUCUGGUUACAUAUUGUCUCUGAACACAACAGGAUGUUCUCUGUGUUAAGAACAGUGCUUCUCUGAAUCCCUUGAAAAACCACUUGUUACAUUCUCCUCAGACAAUGAGUGAUAGCUCCUUUUAACCUCUUGCAUUCGUUUUAAUCUUUAUUCCUCUUAACUUUCAUUCAAACAUGAGCUUGUUUUUUUUCCCCAGGAGAUGCUAGAGAUAUGAAGGCUAGGAGAGGGAAGAAAUGAAAAAAGUUGGAGAAAACUCUGCUUUCUGUUUUUUUUUUCUGAAAAAAGGGAAAAUUUCAGGGGAAAUGGGUGUAAACUCCCUCCUCCCCUGCCCUGGGCCUUCAAAUUUCUAGGAGAGGCUUCAACGCCUUUUCUUUGCUGUGGCAUGUAGUAUAUUCCCUCAGCUUUAGAAACUGAACUUAAUUCUGUUUGGCCGUUGGCAGUACAGGCUCUGGCAUGAUUAAAGCUGGCUUUGCAGGUGAUCAAAUACCCAAGUACUGCUUUCCAAACUAUGUGGGCAGACCAAAGCAUGUUCGUGUUAUGGCUGGAGCUUUGGAAGGUGACAUUUUCAUUGGACCAAAAGCAGAGGAGCACAGAGGUCUUCUUUCUAUCCGCUACCCUAUGGAGCAUGGCAUCGUGAAAGACUGGAAUGACAUGGAACGCAUUUGGCAGUAUGUGUACUCAAAAGACCAACUGCAGACCUUCUCAGAAGAGCAUCCUGUACUCCUGACGGAGGCUCCACUGAACCCACGUAAGAACCGUGAACGAGCAGCUGAGGUUUUCUUUGAAACCUUUAAUGUGCCAGCUCUGUUUAUCUCCAUGCAAGCUGUGCUUAGCCUUUAUGCAACAGGGCGAACCACAGGAGUAGUGUUGGACUCUGGGGAUGGGGUCACCCAUGCAGUUCCUAUUUAUGAAGGGUUUGCCAUGCCCCAUUCUAUUAUGCGGAUUGACAUAGCUGGCCGUGAUGUCUCUCGUUUCCUUCGUCUUUAUCUCCGGAAGGAAGGCUAUGACUUCCAUACGUCAUCUGAAUUUGAAAUCGUCAAAACUGUCAAAGAGCGGGCCUGUUACCUGUCAAUAAACCCACAGAAGGAUGAGACAUUAGAAACUGAGAAAGCUCAGUACUAUCUUCCAGAUGGAAGCACCAUUGAGAUUGGCCCCGCCCGAUUCCGAGCCCCUGAGCUGCUGUUCCGGCCAGACCUCAUUGGAGAGGAGUGUGAGGGGCUGCACGAAGUUCUGGUUUUUGCAAUUCAGAAGUCUGAUAUGGACUUGAGGCGAACUCUCUUCUCCAACAUUGUGCUUUCUGGAGGUUCAACACUCUUCAAAGGUUUUGGUGAUAGGCUUCUGAGCGAAGUGAAGAAACUGGCCCCCAAGGAUGUCAAAAUCAGGAUAUCUGCUCCACAGGAGAGAUUAUAUUCUACAUGGAUUGGAGGUUCCAUCCUGGCUUCAUUGGACACAUUUAAGAAAAUGUGGAUUUCCAAGAAAGAAUAUGAGGAAGAUAGUUCCCGGGCAAUCCAUCGAAAGACCUUCUAGCCCGGGAGCAUUGUGGGGUCUCCUUGGAGAUUCAUUCUUGUUCCCAGUCACUUUUCUGAGUCUGAGUGUCUGAGGAGCUCCCCGUUUGUGUGUAUGUGUAUGGGUAGAUGAGUGCCAGCAUGACCUGGAUUUUCCCAAGCAAAGGGGAAGGCUGGGGUUUUGAUUUGACUUCUGAUUGGUCGUGCAGGAAGCAGGUGAGAAGUUGGAAUGAACCUGUGGGAAAACUCUGUUCCGUGUUCAGUUGGCCCCAUGAACUUUUGGGGCAGGAAGGAAGUACGUUUGUGUUACAAAAAAUGGCGGCUUAGAAACUGAGCAACUUAGCAGGAUGGAAAUGAAAGUGCAGUACAGCAGCUGGUGUUUGGGCUCCAAACAGUUGGUUGAAGAGCAUGGGCCAGGUUGAAGGUCUGUCAUGGAACUCCAAGCACAGAAGCUGCCUAUUAUUCAGUUCCUCUCAGUUGCUCUGCAGGGUUUUUUAGAUGGCCAUUUCAUUGUUUCCCUCCCUUUACUUUACAGUUCCCUCACACACAAAAAAGCACAUUCUGGGCUGUUACAAACAUUUACUGCUAUCUUUGUGCACGCGUGUGAGAGAGAGAGAGAAUCUGUAGGAUGUUGUGUGAGCAAUUGGACCACAACAGAAUGGUUGGAGCAGUUUAUUUUAGGAAAUAGUUUGUAAUGUAGAACAGAAACACCCUUCCUUUGUUUUAUUCUAGACAGUCCUUGUCUUGGCAUCCAGAGAUGAGGCAGUCACCUGUUGUGCAGCCAUGUACCCUGGGCCCCUCUGCAGUACACUGUGGCCCCAUUCUCCUUCUACCAAACUCCUCCCCUGCCUAAUAUGUGUUCUAACAGUUUACAGUGUUCAUUCUUUCUGAAAGGCAGAGGCUUUUUGCCCAUGUCACAAUCCCCGCACAAACGGCUAUUCAGCCAUGUUUGCUGGAAGCCAUGUAAUUGUUUUUAGAAUUAUUUUAUUUAUUGAACAUUUUUAGUGAUAACUGAAUUACUAACUGGACCCAAAGUUAGUUUUUCUCCAGAUUUUCUCUGUCCUACUGUACUAUAUUUCCUGUUGUUUUAACACCAGAACCGACAUUUUAAAUUCCAUACUUGCUUAGUAGUGUUGGGUCAGCCUUGCAGCAAUCCCCAGUCCUUAGAGUACCCUGUUACUUUUGGAGUGGUUGUUUCCAUGAAUGCACUGCAUGAUGAAACAAUAAAACUUUAUUAGAAUACUAGGAGUUGAGUAAGAGACCUCCAGAGGGAGGUUUUUGUUCCAGAGUUAAUCUCUUUGACUGCUUUUGUGCUGUUACAGAAACAGAAAGGAAAAGCAAUCUGCUUUGAAUGAAUUUUUUUAUUGUUUGUUUUUUUAAAAAACACAUUUGGUGCUUAUUGUAGAGUUUUUUAAUGCUGCUGCUGAAACCAGAUAUUUUACAUUCUUGGCCACUUAAGUAUUAGAAGACAAGGCAACAGGAAACAAGUCUUAUGGCUCUUUAUAGCCAAAUGUUGGAAGAGAAACUGCAAGAGGAAGCAGGAGUGCAGGGACUCGGGCAAUCCAAGAUGGAGACAGAGACCAAGUAUUUCCUGUUUGCUACUGUUGGUAUAUUUUGAAUGCGGUCCAGUUGUGUUUUGUUUGGCUCAUCUGCUUUCUCAGAAAAUGUCAUUGGGACUGGAAUAGGCAAAUUAGAUUCUUAGUAGCAUCCUGCAUCUCUUUAGUGCUUAAAACUGUCUGGCUGAAGGACAAGAAAAAAUCUCUUGGCCUGUCCUGUAAAAUGGACAGGUAGUUAAAAUGCAAUGCAAAUUUUGUAGAUGAUGCAACACCCUUGCAGUGUUUUUUAAAAAGUAUAUAAUCUUGCAAAUAAAAAUGUGGGAUUUUAGCUGUGACAAUAUAAACUUUCCUUGUCCUUCAGUCCCUUCAUAAUUGUAAAAGUAGAGGUGCGCUUGGGAAGGGUAGGUUUUUGAAUUAGGAUAACUGGCUUGCACUUAAGGAGGAAAGAAAGUGGACGUAUAUCAGAGCUAAGUAAACAAGAUAAGUUUUAUUCUUCUGGAUGCCAAGUUGAACCUGGUGUUUAAGAGAAAGAUACAUGCUACUUCAGAGCAUUUCCUCUCUUCUACCUGUAAAGAGGAUGUGCUUGGACAGAGUGGUGUCAUUAAUGAGUCCUGAACAGGAUCUCAGCAAUAUUCCCUUAUCUUAAGUUCUAAGUAACAUGGUCCAUAGGUGAUGCAUUAUGAAGCUUCCCCAAACAGGAGUGGGUGAGACUCUGCCUUGGCAGUAAAUGCUGCGCAAUGUAGACACUUUUUGCAUCAUUGUAUUAGGAGUUAGCCACCGAAAGGUAGCACAGAACUAUGUUUGGUUUCUGAGUUUACUGGGAGAAAUAAAUUGUUGAUAGUGGGCAGGAAGCCGCUCUGCAGUAACAAUCUGUAAGAUCGGGGGGUAGGGUAUCCUCUCAGUGCUCUUCCCUGUGCUUAUACUUUUACAGUAGAUUGUCUGUUAUGGGUUUGAUAAUCUCAGGAGUACCCUUAAGUCAGGUGCACGGCCAGGAGAGCACACCUUACCUGUGGACCCCCAGAUGUUGUUGGACUCCAGUUCCCAUCAGCCCAGUGAGCAUGGCUAAUAAUAAGGGAUAAUGGGAGUUGUAGUCCAGUAUAAUCUUGAGGGUCACAGGUUCCUCACUCUUGCUUCAGACAGUAACAGUUAAUACCACUUCAUCAGUUUUUCAUUUGGAGUAAAAUGAAGUUUCUCUUAGAAUGAGCCUAGCACCUUUUGGGUGGAAUCCAGAUCCUGGUUUAAUCAACUCCCAACAGGAUGUAAAAGUCUGUGGCAUCCCUGAGUGAGACUUUGACAUUGGCCUGCUUUGGUGAUUCCUGUUGAACUUAGUCGCUUGGAUUUUCAGCCUAGGUUUAACCAAGUAUGUUUUUGCUAUUUGGGAGACAGAAGCCUGAGUAGUAAGUAGAUCUGAAUUUGCAUGCAGACAAAAUUCUUUACUGUGACAUCUCAUAUUCAUCCAGCAGUGGCAGCAGCAACAAGAAGCUUAAAUGUGAUGGGGUAUUUUGACCAAUACUGAGCCCAGGUCUUAGAGGUUAUUUCAGUGGAACAGUUACCUAAGGGCAGUCUCCACUAUUAGCUUCUCCACUGGCAAGAUAUAUGUCUGAGAUGUUUUAUGGAGGACUACUAUACAAUUUAUGACCUUCUGCCACAGGAAGGAGAGAAUGGCCCAUAUUGUUUGCUUUAUGCUAUAAGAAUGUGAUUUUGUUUGACCGAACUGUCUGAAAGGCAUGCCCAGUAUAGGUUGUUAUAUAGAUUUUUGCUCAGUUUCCACCUGGUGUAGAGCUGUUACUCUCUAGUAACUGUUUAAAAACUUUUUUGCUUUAAUUACAUUUCUAAUUGCAAUCAUGAGGGAUAGUAACUAUAGGCAACACAUGUCAGCUUGUACUGGUAGAAGUGACAGAGCGCAACUCCUAGCUUAGUUGUAAUAGGCCAUGUUUAGGGCAAUAUGUAUGAGAGGCAGCAUAAAAAUCCCUGUUAGCUCCCUCCCCUCCUUUCAUUCAGUGUGAUUUUUCCUUGUUUUUGACAUCAGGUAUUGGAGCAGCAAUGUUACAUAUUGAACAAACUAACAGGUGCUUUCUACAACUUAGCAUUGGUUCUAUCAGGCUGACACUGUCCUUUGCACAUAUGUGUGAACCACUGCUGGGUGCUGCCCAAUGUACUUAAAUAAAGUUAUUAAUAUACA